AGAUAUGUUCUGAGUAGCUGAAAUAAAGCUGAAAUUCGGGACCCGAUCGAGAAUAUGUCAUACACAUGUCGACAAGAGAUCAUAGUCAUAGAAGACUCUGAAACUUGUAACCGAGCUUUCGAAGAUUACAUCCUAAAGCCAGCUCUGCAGUUCAUUGGACUAGAUUGUGAGUGGAACACAAACAGGCCGGUAUCACUACUCCAAAUCGCCACCCCUACCAUAGUCCUCCUGGUAAGGGUGUGUAAGCUUAACUUUACACUUCCUGAAAACGCCAAGCUAGUUCUUGAGGAUCCUACCAUUUACAAGGUGGGUGUGAAUAUAGAGAAUGACAGUGACAAACUGGGAGAAGAUUGUUUCUGCAAGAUAAAAAGUUGGGUAGACCUGCGGCAUGUGGCAAUACGCAGUAAAUCAUGGGCCAAGUGUAUUGUUGAGCAGGUGGAGAAUCUAGAGUUCACUCUGCAGUAUUACGACCAAGUAGACCAGAACUCUGAGAGUGCAAAGCAAGCGAACGUUAAGCGACUCUGUUGGUGCCCCAAAAUGGGUCUUGAGUCCCUGAUAGCUGACUGUAUGGUCCGAACACUACCCAAAAAUACGUCAGCAAGAUGGUCAGAUAACUGGGAAAGUAAUGUUCUCCAAUCAAACCAAAAGACCUACGCGGCUAAUGAUGCUACAGCCUCACUAGACAUAUUUGUAGCUUUAGUUUACUCUUCUGUCAGUGGCAAAGAACUCCCUGUCGACGAGACUUUCGAUGUUGCUGUUAUUGUUGACAAAUACCUCAACGAUCUAGAGAAUGCCUGUAAAGGGUUACUUGAUGCAACAUUUAUGCAGACAAAGGAAGAUAUGAAUAGGAUCUAUGGAGCGAUUGAAGCAACAGCUCCAGACUUAGAUAUCAAAGCUUACUACACCAAACCGCAGUCUACCAAAUCGAAAAAGGAGAAGAACGAAAGGAAGGAAUUCUAUAAGAAAAAAGCCCGAGAAUCUGCCACCCAAAAGCCAGCUUCUCCUAAGAAUACAUUCCCUGCUCAACCAACCCCAGUUAAACCAAUCCCAGUCAAGAUGCACACAGAAUCAGAACACUUACCUACAGCGGAAGAAUCUGACUUAAACCCAGAUCUAGACUCGUCCAGGGGCUCUCAUACUAUCCGUGAGAUUACACAAGCACUUGCUCACACUAAACUUAAUUCUAAAACUCUGACCGAGAACUUUCUUACCAUGCAGUCCGACAAAACAUCUUCAGACGACAUAGAGUCCAUAAACUUUCUCCAUUUUCCUAUUUUGUUCUAUUUCAAGCACAUUACAGACAAGAAAGCCUCUUUAAUCCCUGGCUACAGCUAUGGGCGUGGUUCUAUCCCACCUGCCAACUAUAGGCGACUCAGAACAGUAGACUCUGACACUCAAACUGAGUUCCCAUUCAAGGAAACGGAUUUCAAAAGAGUGUUUCCUUCUUAUGUUAAAUCUGGUUUAAUCAGUGAAUCAGAACGAAACUCCAGUGCAAAUACUGAUUGCAGCUUAAUUUUCCGACCCCAACCCGUAAACAAACCUCUUUAUCGAAGAGAGUCCCCCUUACCCAAUUCGACUACAGACGACGAACAGUGUUCAGUAUCCAGCUGCACCUCCUCAAAUUAUCAAUCUUCAGUCAGUAAGAAUAGUAAAUCCAAGGGUCGUGGAAGAGGAAGAGGAAUGGCAGCUUCUUCGAUUGGGAGUUCAAGAAAUAUGGACAGUGACGGUGAUAUCAACUUGAAAAAAGGUCGAGGUAGAGGUCGUGGUGCGAUAGUGUCUGAGACCAGAGCUCCAAAAUCAGAUGCUGGAGCAGAUUUUGAACCAGAGAAAGUAGCCUUCGACAGCUACGAUAUCAGAUACCAAGAUGCAGACGAGGGUGGAAAUAGACCAAACGCUUUGAACCUGGAUGAUCGAUCUAGAAGACCUACUGAAUCCUCAGUAUCCUCAGCUGCUACAAUACGUCAACCGUCAGUAGUUUCUGAAACAAAUCCUCAGCCCGAGCUCACGACACCAACAAACUCCUUUGUAAACGCUCAACAGAAAUCUACAUUCGAAGACGAAUUCUUCGAUACACGUUCAACAUACAGCACCUUUUCUAUUCAGGACUUAAUGGCUGAUAAUGUACUUGAUCAGCACCCCGCUCCCGAUACUAGAAACUCAUUCAACGACAGAGGAUACUCUGCAGGCAGUAGAGGCACUUACAGUAAUGCUACCGGUAAUAGAGGCAGUUACAGUAAUGCCGCCGGUAAUAGAGGCAGUUACAGUAAUGCUGCCGGUAAUAGAGGCGUUUACAGUAAUGCUGCCGGUAAUAGAGGCGGUUAUAAUAAUGCUGCUAGACAGGGCAAUAUCUCAGGAAACGUGUCCUCAUCUGCUCGGCAAAGCAAUCCGUAUGCCAACAAACCUUCCAGCAGACCAAACCACAUUAACCAAAACUAUGAGUAUAAGACUGAUGUGUUUCGUCAAGCGGUUGAGAGAGGAGCAAAUAGUCUUCAUGUUGGAACAGGAACAGGUGAGAGGCCUCAAAAAGAAGUUGUUGCAUUCGACUGGAAUAAAUUUAGGGAGGAAACAGGCAUACCCACUGCAUCCGAGUCCAGUCCGAAUAACACUGCUCAAAUUGUAGACCUAGAGUUUUCUGAUGAUAGCGAUCUCGACUGAUUAGAUCAUGGAGACUUUUCUGUUUUUGACUGCCGUUGUUGUGAUGAUCACGACAGUUAGUUGUAGUAGGAUUAUGGAGGUGGGCUUGCCACUCUUCUGAAUCCAGCAAAUUGGUUUGGGUAGGAAUGGGACCACUGCCCCUUCCCCAUUGCAGCCAGUUAUUUGUUUAAACAGUUAGGGUUUAACCAAGAUUAAGAGUUUUUUGGGUUUAUCGAUCGAGUUAAGAAAAAUUGUUGAUGUCACUUGAUUUUCAAUUAAAUGAUUUUUAUUCACAUGUUUUUUUCAAUAUUAUUGUUAUAAUUGCAAGGAUACACCUCUAUUUCAAUGAAGGACGAAUGAUUUUAAUGUUAAAGUGUCACAUCGAAUAUAUUUUUGCGAUUUGAUGGUAAAGAAAUACUAUUUCUGACCGUUGUACAGAUUUAGUGAGGUAGGAAAUGUUUUUAUUAUCAAGUUUAUUGUUUCAGUACCAAUUGAAAAUAUUUGACAUAAUUAUUUGUCUAUUACUGCUCUGUUUAUCAUUACUAACUUAUCAAUGGAAAGUUAAUCAUGAUAUGUCAAACGCCUAAAUUGAAUCAUAAGAUC
Molecule: messenger RNA, 3237 nt
Organism: Bolinopsis microptera
Lineage: Eukaryota; Metazoa; Ctenophora; Tentaculata; Lobata; Bolinopsidae
Exons: 10
Coding region: 55-2655 (866 amino acids)
Biological process (GO): nucleobase-containing compound metabolic process
Cellular component (GO): nucleus; cytoplasm
Molecular function (GO): nucleic acid binding; 3'-5' exonuclease activity
Source: RefSeq, a predicted model, not a curated record